Molecule: messenger RNA, 2898 nt
Organism: Thelazia callipaeda (thelaziosis nematode)
Lineage: Eukaryota; Metazoa; Nematoda; Chromadorea; Rhabditida; Thelaziidae
Source: the annotation of a GenBank genome assembly
AUGAGUAACUCACCUGUUUCUGUUUCCGAAACAGCAUCAGUAAGAUCAGCAUCAUGUUCUACACCGACAUCAAGACCUGUAUCGCGACAAAGCAUCGAACGAGAACGUGUCAUGAUGGUUCUUCAGAGUAAAUCACCUGUUUCUGUUUCUGAAACAGCAUCAGUGAGAUCAGCAUCAUGUUCUACACCAACAUCAAGACCUGUAUCGCGACAAAGCAUCGAACGAGAACGUGUAAAGAUGAUUCUUCAGGCUCUAAAGAUACCUGGUGGUAUUGAGCGUUACUUGGCUGCCUUGCGUUUUGCAUUGGAACUUACGUGUGAGAAAAGUAAUGACAAAGAAGGACGCAUAAAUUGCUUGAAAAUGAGUGCACAUGUUGCCUUGGCAUUAACACAAGAAAAUAUGCAUGAACCUCUUCAGUUGCUGGUUGAGUUUUGCAUUGAUAUGAGUGAUUUAUGUAUCGUCGUUACACGAAGCUAUGUAUGCGCACUGGCUGGGUUGCUGCUCAAUUUGAAUAAACUUAUCGCAAAUCGCUUGAAGGACCGUAAUCCACAAGCUGAUUAUUCACCAUUAUCAGAGGAAUUUCGUUCAUCAUUGUUUAACCUACUUUCGAAACGCCUUCUAGAUAUCAGUCCACUAGUUCGCUCCGAAGCACUAAAAGCUAUAGCAACAUUGCAAGAUCAACAGUCAAAAGCCGAAAAUUAUAAAUUAAAUUCUCCAAAACGAUUACUUCUCGCGCAUCUAAAUGACGUAUCGGAUGAAUGUCGGGUUAUUACUUUGAAAAAGUUGAUGCUGUCGUCUAAGGAGGAAGUAGAUCUUGUAGUAAAUAUGGCUCUGAGUGAUUCUGAAGAGAGAGUGAGACGGGCGGCAGUAGUUCGACUAAUUAAAGAUGUUAACUUGAAAAUUUUAUCUAUCAAACAGCGUAUGGAUUUAGUGCAGGCUGUAAUGAAUAUUAGAGCUCGAAAUCCAAAUCAUGCGGGCAUUUUGAAUGAUUUGUUAGGACAGUGGCUGAAAACAGCGUGUGGAAGGGAGAAAUUACCGGAAGGGAACGAAGAACUCAUUUCAUUUUACUGCACUGCUUCUUCUCAUUUGUUGCGUUUUCUAGAACCGUUAACUCAAGAAAAAGUCAGCCACGAUUUGAUGCUUCAUUCACUUCAUUACUGCCGUGACAGAAUGGGUCUCGAUUCCUAUGAAGUACAUGAUUUCAUAAAAGCGCUAAAUCGAAAUGUAGGAGACAUAAAUCUUCAUCGGCACAACUGCAGCAAAUUAAUCGAAGAGGGUUGGUCUUCGAUUGAACAAGCUAACGCUGUAUUUUACUGGCGUUGUCUAUUGGAUUUCUGCAAAUUAAAGUGUAUAACGGAAACAGAUUGGUCAGAAUGUCAUUAUCGCUUAUUACCAACUAUGCGGACGUUUUGUGAAUUAAUCGAGAGGUAUACGACAUCAGUUUUAUCAAAUGAUGAAGCUGAGGCACUUUUUGCAUUAAAAAAUUUCACUGUAAUGCAGCUGCUGAAAUUGAUAUCGCUUUUUGAUGAUGGAGAUCCUUCUGGCUGGAAAAGUUGGCGUUGUAUGUGCGAAAACAUCUUAAGUAAUAUGCAGUUAAAGUUAUCGUCGACUGUUGUCAAUGAAUUCAUUAAACAAAUGUAUACACAUCUUUGGCCUUCGAUACAAAACAAUGAUGAAGCUCUUUCAAGCAUUUGUGAUUUAACAAGCUCUAUUGUACACAAAGCACUCUUUCCAAAUGCGACGUUAUUAGCAAGUCAGACUAUUGGUAUAGGAAACAACGAAACGAUGAUAGAGAGCGAAAAUAAUGAUGUUUCUGUCGAUGAUAAUGCUAUUUAUCGUUGCAUUAUGAUUGUGAGCGCAAUGCUAAAAACAAAUCGUUACAAGCAGAUGAAUACUUUGUUACGCGGAGUGCUUGAAAACAUCAUUGAGAAGAGUGUGGUAGCAGCGGAUAUCAAUUGCAGACAGUUAGCUUUUGAAGCUAUGGGUAUUUUAGCAAUGUAUGAUCGCCGUGUAGCAUUCGAAAAAACAAUUUUGAUUAAAGAAACACUUGAAAUCGAUGAACGAUUGCGACCAACAAUGCUUAAUAUCUUGUGCAAUAUGACACUGCUUCAUGGUUAUGCAGCUGUUUCACAGUGGUACGGCAGCAGUUCGAACUCGCAAACAUCUAACACUGAUGUUUUACAAGUUUUUGCCGAAUAUAGUGAGAGUCUGGACCAAGAGACGAGUUUUACAGCUUGUGAAUGUUUAUGUAAGAUGUUCUUAAAAGAGGCGAAUCCAGCAUGGGUUGGAGUUUUGAGUCGAUUAUUGCUGAAGGCAUUUGAUCCUGCGACUAAUGAUAAUGCGAAAUUGAAAGCUUGUUUAGUAACAUUUAUACCGGUAUUUGCGGAAUGGAGCAGGGAACAUCAGCUGCUUCUGGUUGAGGCGUUCCCAGAAACAUUCGAUACCUUACGAAACGACCAACAAUUUAUUGGUUCUCUUUCACGUAUAAAUGUAGGUGCAGUUGGUUCAUGCCUUGUGCAUGCGACAAGUUCGCAGUUACUGACUGGGGACGAUAAACAGAAAGGGCCGGUCCACCCAUUAUUAUGUCAAAAGAUUUUGGCUGCAUUGAGUGACGAUCCUGAAGACGACUAUGCUCCUGUAUAUUGUAAUAUGCUAAUGGCUAUUGAUGUCAACGAUUGGACUGAUAUUGCCCAGAUAAAUGCUACCAUCGUUGAUGUUGAAGAUGUGGUUGAUCUCUACAGCGACACAGAAGAAACAAGAGCAUAUAUUAGAGCGUUAACAAACUUUUCUAAAAGAUUACGAAAACGAAUAGCUAAUUUGGAAACAUCCAUUGCUGGAAGGAAGGUCAGUGAUUUGGAUGUAAAGGCUUCACCUGCGGGCAGCGAUCUCAUCCAUUAG